AUAAAGUAACCGGUUAUUUAUAAAGUAAUCCAUUUUAGUACCGUUUAACGAGAUAUAACUGUUGUUUUAAUAUAGCCGUCAGUGAUCGUGAGAUUAUUUUUUAUAAUAGCUUGCGGCUUUUAGACGAGUAAGAGCAAUUUCAGACUGUUUCGCCAAAUCGCCAUAUUUUUGUUUUCUGAGCAACACUGUCGACGGCCUGAACGUGAUCGAGUCGGUGGGUACUGUUCUUAGAGUAAGUCUCACCCGAAGUUUCAAACUCGUAAAAACGAAGUAAAAGUCGAGAAGUGUUGUUUAAGUCUGUAAGAGUCGAGAAGGAAGUACGUCAGCCAUUUAGUUUCCGCCGUCACGCCGUUGAUACGUUCUCACAUUCCAGUCCGUCCGCCCCGGUCGGCGCCAUUUACGCGUUGUCCGUCAAAUCAUGUGAAAACGUUUCCCCUCUUGGAUCGAAUAUUCGACGAAGGACAUGAUCGAGCCGAACGAACGAUUCGAGCCCCCUUCGAGGGCCGGCUGGGAGAACAGCAGGAAGUUCAGGUACAGCCCCGGCUCGGCGGAAGACGAGAAGGAAAAUGACUCGACCUAUGCUAAGGAGAACCGGUCCGAAGGAGUUGAAAACUCAGCAGACGGCGAAUACGCGAGAGAUAAGAAGCGGAGGCGGAGCAGAUCUUCUUCCAACGACAGCCGAUCUUCGUCCUCAAGCUCAAGGAGCAGCUCCGGCUCCUCCAACUCCAGCUCCUCCAGAGGAAGGAGGCGCUCCAAGAGCCGUUCAAACUCCAGAGACUACACUAGAAAACAAGAUACUUCAGAAUACACAGACAGUAGGAAUGUCAGUCAGCAAGGCGGCUGGUACACCCAACAAGGUUUUCAGCAAGCAGACCAACAGGUUGCGUACCCGAUGCAAUAUUCAGAUACGUCCUACCCUCAGAAUUACAAUUCCCAGGGCUUCAGAGGGCCCUACAAUCCAUACCAAGGGUAUGAUCAAUCAAACUAUUACCAGGAGCAAAAUUUCCAGCAGCCUCCACCGAUGACUCAUGAGUACACCAUGGGUGGUCCUGCAAUACAAGGAGCCAGCUGGGAUAGCAAUGUGGUCUACCCAGACAUGACACAGCCACCACCCCUCAGUGUCAUGCCUACAUCAACUACAGCGUCUUCAGACCAUCUUCCUUCUGCCCAUGGGGACAAAAAGACUGAAGAAGCUAAAAAAGAAGCUGUUGAGCAAGAACUGAUUCAACAGAAACGGACAUUGGCCAAGCAAAGAGAAGAAUACAUUAGAAAGAAGGUAUCACUCACUAGAGAGUUGAGCAGAUUAAAGGAUCAAAAGCGAGAGCUUAUUCAGGAAAACUCCAAAGACAACGAAAGAAUCCUGAGAGAAAAUGCUAAGCUCAGGGGUGAAAUUCAGACUAAGCUCAAGUCAAUUGAUAGUGUUAUCGAAAUGCUGUCAGGCAUUAUUGGUGACAAAGGAAAUCUCUCUGAAGUUGUUGCUGAUAUGUUUAAGAAGGAAAAGAAAUCCGAGAAGAAGAAACGUGGCGAAACGCCUCCUCCGGCUCCAAAGUACAAAGAUCAAGAAAAGGAAAAAUUACAGUCGACAUCGCCGACACCCAACGACAAGUUGGACAGCUAUAAUUUGGUCCACUACGAUCCUGAGUUACACUGGUGUUCAGAAUGCAAUGUAUUUCCACGCACGGUCAUUGAUUAUUUAAAUCAUUUACAUUCCGAAGAACACAAACUUGCAAGAAGUAAAAUCAAGGUGGAGGACAUGCCAUGGCAUGUGGACUAUCCUAGAGAACCAACACCGCUGUUUAUAAAGGAUGUACCAUAUAAAAGGAUACCCAUAAGAGGUGUGCAGUUCCUUGUCCCUUCAAGUGCUUGGUACUGUUCUCUGUGUAAGGAGUGGCUUGGAGAUAUGAUCCUUGCUACAAAGCAUCUGAAAACAAGUGUUCAUGCUAAAAAGUAUGGUGAGUUCACAUCCCAAAAUCCACAUUGGGAAGUGGAUUGGUUAACUGAACGUACAAGGUCGUAUGAAAGAAGUUCUGAUGAGAAGACUCGCAACAGAGAAGACACAGGCAAAAUUGAACCACAACAGCAACAACUACAACAACCACAGCCUCCUUUAAAUAUGGCCUCAUUGGGCAACCAGUUAUUGGCAAUACUGGCUCAGAAUUCAAAAUUUGGACCUCCUCCACCGCCGCCGCCACCACCUCCACCUUUAAUUGAAAACAACAAAAAGAAUUCGUCCUCAGGCUCGUCAGUCGAUUCUGAAGAAGAAAAGCUGCACAAGGAAAAGAAAAAGAAGAAAAAAUCAAAAAAGAAGAAAAAAUCAGACAAAUCUCCCAAGACAAAGAGCAAAAGCAAAAGUUACUCCCCUGGUGUUAAUAAAAGGGUUGAUGCUGCACUGCAAGAGUAUAGCACAGGUCUCUAUGAUGAUAUGGAAAUUUCCAGUGAUCAUUCAAAAUUAAAUAAAGAAGAUCGAACCAAAGGGAAUUCUAUAGGGUAUUAUUACAAUGAUUUCCAAGUUCCUAAUGAUAAAGCUGAUGUAGUUGAAAGGGCUAGACAUGAUCAAGAUGACAAAAGACAGUUCAAGGCUAAAAAUUACUCUGAAGAAGAUGAUACUGCUGAAUAUAAAUUUAUUGAUAGUGAUUCUGAAAACGCCAAGAAUCAGAGAAUGAAUCAAAUAGAUCCAGAUCAAAUUAAACGAGCGUUUCAAGAGACAAAAAUUAUAUUGAAUACAGACCUUCCUUUUGAAUACAAGGAAGUGCCUAAAACUCGCAUGAAGGAAGAAGUCCUAGAAGAAAAAUCGCCAGUAAGGACUUCCAAAUUUCAACAGGACUCAGAUUCUGAGUCUCAGGAUAAAAACUUGGAACAAAAAAGGUCACCGCCAGAAACAAAAUACAGCAAAAAAGAAAGAAAAAAAGAAUCCAAAAGGGAUCGUUAUGAAAGCAAAGGUUAUAAAGAGAAAGAUUAUAAAAGAGACAAGGAUAAAUAUGAAAAAUCCAGAGAUAGAGAUAGGGAACGUGAUAGAGAUCGAGAAAGAGAUCGUGAUCGUGAACGUGAUAGAGAACGUGACCGUGAUCGUGAAUCUCGGGAACGGAAGUCGAAAGAAAAACGAAGUGAGAGGGAAAGGGAAAAAGAUGUUAAAAGGCCACCACCAAGAAGAACCCCUGAGAAAAGGAAAAGGAAAGAGGAUGAAGAUAAUUCAGAGACAACUUUUGAAAAACGGACAGCUGAAAGUGCUGCUAAGAAAAAAGACGGCAAGAAGACUUCUUUCACUAUUCCUAAGACUAAAUUACCUUUUAUUGGAAGGAUGCCCAUCCUUAAGAAAAAGCCUGAGCCAAAACCUGAAGAGCCAGAGGAAAAGAAAGAAAGAUCUCCAACAGCUGAAGAAAUAAAGAAAAAGAAACAACAAGAGCAAAUAAUGGCACGUGUUCAAAAACUGCAAGAUCAACAACAGCUGCAGCAACAACAGGCAUAUCAGAUGAUGUACCAGUUAGCUGGUCAAGCCUAUGCUUUGCAGGCCUUAGAUUCUGGUGAAUAUUACGAAGAAAUGUAUGGACCAGCGUUGCCCCCUACUUCACUCAUAGUAAAACAGCCCCAGCUUGUUAUUCAACCCACCCAGGUAGUAGUGCCGUCAUCUCAGCCUGAAAUAGUAGGUAAGGAGAUCCUUUUCAAACCAAAAACUGGCGAUGACAACUUAUUAGAACAGGAUAUGGAAAUCGAAGAGGAGCAUCCUCCGAAAGACGAACUCCACAAAGAUUUCAAAGAUGCUUUGGAUCUACUUUUCCCUGAAAAUGGGAAACAGAGAGAAAUCAAACCUCCUAAGGUUGAAGUUAAAGAACCCGAACCACCUCCAGGCACAGUACCAUACGAUGUAGCUGUAAUGGCGGGCAAUAUGGGCUAUGAUAUUUCUAUGUACACAGAACAAGGUCAACAACAGCAAUACCAACAAAUGGCUUAUUACAUGCAGCAACAAGCUGCCGCUUACAUGGCUCAAAUGGGAUAUGAUCCAAACACUCAGAGUUAUGUCAUCGAUCCUGCUUAUUUGCAGCAGGCGACAUCUGCAGAAGUAGGGUCUAUACCAACACUUGAAGGAGUUCCACCUCCUUCAAAACAGGAUGAACCUUUGGAAAUCGAUGUAACCAAGUUACCACCGUCAGCACAAGAGAUACAGAAGAAGAAAAACCCACCAUCUCAGAGGAUGAGACGCCAUCUGAAAAAGCUCGCAAUGAAAAGAGCUCAAGAGGGUGGUGAACAAGGUGAGGAUGAAAGUCAGGACAAAGACGAAGACUACGAUGAUGAUAACGAUAAUGAAGAUGGCGAAGAAGAAGAUAACACCAAAGAUCAAGAAGAUGGUAAAGAGAAAGAAGGUAAUGAUAAUAAAAAAGAUGAAAAGAAACAGUUUGUACCCCAAGAAAUGUCAGACCUCGCCCUGCUUGGAAUCGAAGAAGGCGACACAGGAGCCCAGAGUUUUGGAUGAAUCAAAGACACUAUUGUAAAGUAAAUUUUGUAUAAAAUUUGUUUUAAUUUUCUGUUUUGCCAUGUGUUGUGCACUGAUUUAAAUGCUAAAAAUAUAAUAAAAAAUAAUAAAUAAAUAAACCGCAGGAUGUUAUAUCUGUAUAGAUGAUUAAAAUGAGUAUUAAAUGUAUUUUACUUUUA
This is a messenger RNA of Cimex lectularius (bed bug), 4647 nucleotides long. RefSeq names its product zinc finger matrin-type protein CG9776-like. Gene Ontology annotation, molecular function: nucleic acid binding; zinc ion binding. Gene Ontology annotation, biological process: positive regulation of DNA-templated transcription; negative regulation of DNA-templated transcription. The transcript has 11 exons. NCBI's taxonomy places the organism in Eukaryota, Metazoa, Arthropoda, Insecta, Hemiptera, Cimicidae. The record is from RefSeq and is a predicted model, not a curated record. The coding region runs from base 464 to 4468 and encodes 1334 amino acids. Gene Ontology annotation, cellular component: nucleoplasm.